Messenger RNA from Patiria miniata (bat star), 2123 nucleotides. RefSeq lists its product as uncharacterized. NCBI's taxonomy places the organism in Eukaryota, Metazoa, Echinodermata, Asteroidea, Valvatida, Asterinidae. Bases 189 to 2123 code for a protein of 644 amino acids. The transcript has 9 exons. The record is from RefSeq and is a predicted model, not a curated record.
GCAAACGCCACUGGGAGAUCGUUGGAAAAGGACGAUUGCGUUUCAGGAUUUCAAUGGUGUACCAAUACGUCAAAGCAAUGGACGCCGAGUACCAGUCGAAAUGGGGAGCGACUGUUUUUACCCAAUAGAGGGCGCUAUUUAAGGUUUAUGGAGCGCUCGUCAAAAUUGAGUGAUGGAUCGUCACGAUCAUGGAUCAUCAUUUUGACCGGAUUGAGCAGUUUAUCACGGAUGUGACCCUGUGCGUCGAAACCAGCAGAGAUCUCUGUGAGAGAAUCUGUCAAGACUUCCGCCCUCUGCUCAACCAGCCCUGGCCUCCCAAAGCCAAGCCUGCCAAGUCUGGCGCCCCUCUAGCAGGAGAUGGUGAUGCUGGUAACCAUGGCGACGCCGCAUCGCUGGAAGAGGCGGAGACCCUGGCUGAGGUGGAGAGGGCCUUGGUUAAGGCUCAGAGGGCUAGGCAACUCCAGAAGAGGCUCAACCCACUGGAGGAGUUACGUCAAGAGGAAGGAACAAUGGCACCAGAUGCCGAUCAAACGACUGGGGGAAAUGCUCCAUCCGAGCCCACCGGCCAAGUCAUCGAUGGACAGGAGUUUGCCGUCAUUUCCCAGUCGUCCUUAAAGAAGCUGUUUGCCGACGUGAAACCACGGAUUUUGGAGAAGUCUGGCGCAAACUCCACUCCCAAGCUGAGGCCUGGAACAGCCCAGGCCAGAGCGGCAUACAGCGCCAAGGUUCCCCGGCCGAAACCUUUGGCCAAAUCCCACUUCAAAACCACUUCCUCGGAAAUCGGCAGAAAUGUCACUGCCAAGCCUGUGGCUAAUUCUGUGGGCAACAAGGCAAUGAAGCCGAAAACUGUCGGUGCCCAAAAUGCUAGAGAAUCUACUGCAACAAGAAAUUUCAGUAAGGGAAAAGGGCCUAAUACUGCUGUGAACGGAACUAAGAAAUCCAACAGCGCAGGAGGCAAAAAUGUAUUAAAUACAGACAAAGGUACCGCAGGCAGUCAAAAGAAUGGAAAAACCAUGUUGGAUAAGAAACAGAAUACAUCUGCCAUCAGAGAAAAACGAAACGGAGAUUUGCCUGAUGCCGGGAAUAAAGGGAGUCAAAAGUCUGUAGGAGUGCCAAAACAGCCUUCAGAAAUAGCUUAUGAACAUAAACAUUUGGUAGAUAGAAUGGGAAAUGUUGUACAGAAAACGGCAGGGUUGAGACUGAGUGAGGUAUCCUCAGCUACGCCAAGUUCUUCAGAGACGGGAGAUUGUGGAAAGAGUGUCCAGGAAGACAACCCUAGACUGUUCAUGCUGAAGAGGGAUGGGCGCAACCUCAAGGUGCCAGGCAAACUCAAGAAACUCCAGUCAGAUAUCUCCAAGCUCAGACAGAGACUGUCAUCUAAGAUGGAAUCUGAAGAGCAAUCGCUGCCUUCUCAACACUUUCGGCAGCGAUUGGAAUCAAAAUUUCAGCAGUCGUCCACAUCUCUUCCAUCCAGAGAUAUCCAGGGGAGAAUUAUGGAGCUGACAACAGAGUGCAAUCACCUCAUUCAUGUUGCUAAAUCUGCCCUGAAUGACUUCCCCAAGCAUGGCAAAGCAUCGUGGGACAGCCGAUAUAGGCUUCACGUCCUGACUAAAGCACUGAGGACAAAACUGGAUGCACUGAAAGGAGAAGUUGAAAAUGUUGCUGAAGCUGAGGCUCUGGAACUUUCUUUCGGUAACGAGAACCCAGGAUUGCCUCAUGUGAGCCAGCCCUAUUCAUCUGAUUGCUGUAUGCAGGAAAAUGUUUCCUAUCAGCCGUCCACCACGUUCUUUCUCCCUGUUCAACAUAGAGAUUUACAAGGUUGCAUGGAGUACCUGGACCCUACAGGCCAACAUGGCCAUAGGAACUAUGAGUACAGUCAACUCAGGGAACUGCAAAGGCUAGCUACGCUACAACACGAUGUGCAGAGGUUAAGUCUGCAAAUCCAGGCCGAAAAGCUGAUCGGACAGGAGAUAUUACCAAUGAUGGAGAAUCUAGAUUCGUCAGACAGCAGCUGUACUGCCCUGUACAGAUCUCUGUAUGGUCUGCUGUGUCACGGCGGACAACUCUUCCCAGCAGUUGUCGCAGACAGUGUCGGCAGUGCCAGCUUGAUGGAGACAACUUGA